AUGACUGCAAACUUUCUGCUAAGUACGGUGAUGAUUUGCUGCAUGCUGAAGCUACCUAUCUGCCAGCCAAAGAUAGUGGAAGAAUUAGAAAUUCUGAAAACCUAUCGACGUAAAGCUGUAUUUGUUGGAGCUGGGGAUUUGCUGUUGUGUUUUAUAACUCUUGUCAUGCAGCUGAUUGCUCCACUUGCUCAAGGUAUCCGAACAAGAAGUCUACCGUACAGUAUUUGGUUGCCUUAUAGCACGGAACCGAUUUUAAACUACAUAUUAACGUACAUUGUUUUGACUCUAAUGGCCAUAAUUGGCAUGCCAAUGACUGUUGCUUCGGACUGCACGAUCUCAGGUCUUAUGAUGGUCACCUGUAGUCAAUUAGAGAUCCUACAAUUCCGACUUGCCCGCUUAAAUACACGCUCAGAUGUUAAAGAGUGUGUGCAACACCACAACAUCAUAUCCAAAUUUGCGGGUGAGAUUGGCAAGAUAUUUGGUGCGGCUGUAUUCGUCCACUUUUUGCUGAGUAUGCUAAACAUAUGUUCUGUCAUAUACGUAGUAUCCAAGGCAGAAUCAAAAUCCGGAUUGAUUAUAUCAGCCCUCUUUCUUUUAUGCAUGCUGAUCCAGCUCUUAUUAUACUGUUGGAAUGGAAAUGAGGUUUUCUUGAGGAGUCAAGCCGUGACACAUACAGCAAUGGACAGUACCAGCUGGGUGAUUUUACCGCAGGAAAUGAAAAAGGCUUUCCUCCUAAUCAUGGCCAGAUCUCAGAAGCCUAUGCAUAUGAAAGCUGGUGGCAUCUUAGAUUUAUCUUUAAGCACAUACAUGAUGAUAUUGAAAACAUCGUACUCAGCCUUUAAUCUAUUACAACAGGUUUCAAACAAGUGAACAUUAGCCACAUAUCUGCAGAGCACAUAUUGUAUUGUAACUCAUUUUAUUGAGUCAAUCAAAC
Molecule: messenger RNA, 934 nt
Organism: Athalia rosae (coleseed sawfly)
Lineage: Eukaryota; Metazoa; Arthropoda; Insecta; Hymenoptera; Athaliidae
Product: odorant receptor 43a
Exons: 7
Coding region: 1-870 (289 amino acids)
Biological process (GO): sensory perception of smell; detection of chemical stimulus involved in sensory perception of smell
Cellular component (GO): plasma membrane
Molecular function (GO): olfactory receptor activity; odorant binding
Source: RefSeq, a predicted model, not a curated record